This is a messenger RNA of Podarcis lilfordi (Lilford's wall lizard), 13154 nucleotides long. Lineage: Eukaryota; Metazoa; Chordata; Lepidosauria; Squamata; Lacertidae. The record is from the annotation of a GenBank genome assembly.
AUCAAAGUGACCAUGGUGAUUACAUACCUCCUUUUGAUGGCUGGUGAGAUCUCUAAGAUAUAUUAAUGUCUUUUGUGGGGUGCAUGUGGUGUUAGGGAAGAGGUAGGACCUCUGGUGGGGGACAUGUCAUACUCCUCCUGGGGUCAUUUGUCCACCUUUGGUCCCCACCCUGCACUCAGCUCUCACCUGUGGCUCCUGGAAACGGCUUUGAUUGGCCAGUUGAACCAUGUGAGGGUAGUUGAUGGGUCUCGGACCUUCAGUGAGUUAGGGACUUCCCCUGCAUGUGAAAACAGGCUCUGUCAGAUUGAGCAGACGAGGCCAUAGUGGGUCCAACGGUCAAGAAGGCGGUUUCUGCGCAUGCUGUAGUGGGAAGUAAGGGGCAGGUGAGGCUUGUCAACCUGGGAAGGUAGCCCAUUUAGGAGAAGGAAAGUUCUGAUCCUAAACUUUUGUGUUUGGAUGAAAUGUCAGAAAUCCUCAAAGGAAAAUCUUUGUCAGACAUCCGCCACCUGAGUUUGGAACUGAUGGAAACCUGAUUUGAAUGUUUUAAUAUUACAAUGGAGAACAUAUAGCCCUCCAGAUGUUGAUGAGCUACAACUCUCAUCUACCUUGACCAUUGGCCACGUUCACCAAUGCAAGUUGGAGUCCAACAACAUCUGGAGGGUGAUCGGUUCCCCAUCCCUGUGCUCACUUAAAAUCUCACUGACUUGUACCAUGUACUCACUAGGUGACCUUAAGCAUUCGAUUAUUAUCUAAGCCACAUCACCUGAAAUAUAAAGGUACAGUGGUACCUCUGGUUUCGAACACUUCUGGUUACGAAUGCUUCAGGUUACGAGCUCCGCUAACCCGGAAGUAGCUGCUCCUGGUUGUGAACUUUGCCCCAGGAUGUGAACGGAAAUCAUGCGUCAGAGGUGUGCUCGCAACGGGAGGCCCCAUUAGCUAAAGCGCGCCUCAGGAUAAGAACUGUUUCAGCUUAAGAACGGACCUCUGGAAUGAAUUAAACUCAUAACCAGAGGUACCACUGUAAUGGUCCUGGCACAGGGGCUAUUGGAAGUUUUACUGAGAUAAUAUGUGUGAAAAUGGCUUGGAAUUCACCUACGGAUGCUAGGAUGUUAAGCUGCAUUGUCUGAAAAUGUGAUUUCCUAGUAUGUUUUGAUAUAUUUUGUGCUAUAGUAAUAAUAAUAAUAAUAAUAAUAAUAAUUCAUUAGUUAUACCCCGCCCCGCUGGGCUUCCCCAGCCACUCUGGGUGGCUUCCAAAAGAAUAUUAAAAUACUCUAAAACAUCAAACAUUAAAAGCUUCCCUAAACAGGGCUGCCUUCAGAUGUCUUCUAAAAGUCUGGUAGUUGUUGUUCUCUUUGACAUCUGGUGGGAGGGCAUUCCACAGGGCGGGCGCCACUACUGAGAAGGCUCUCUGCCUGGCUCCCUGUAACUUAGCUUCUCGCAGUGAGGGAACCGCCAGAAGGCCCUCAGAGCUGGACCUCAGUGUCCGGGUAGAACGAUGGGGGUGGAGACGCUCCUUCAGAUAUACUGGACCAAGGCCGUUGCAGUCUGAUCUCUGAUUCCAAGACACAGGUCACCUCUUUACAUGACAAUUAGUCCAGUCUCUUAUCUUGUUGCAUCCUUGAUGUGUCCCAGGUGACCGAGUGGCUAUUGAGCCUGGAGUUCCCCGAGAAACAGAUGAAUUCUGCAAAACUGGCCGAUACAACCUGUCCCCAAGCAUCUUCUUCUGUGCAACUCCUCCUGAUGAUGGGAACCUGUGCCGCUAUUACAAGCACGAUGCAAACUUUUGCUACAAGUUAGUUGCAAAUACCUGUUAUGGGAACACAUGCUAGCCAAAGGGAUUUUCUCCACUGAGUGUGGUUUUGCGCAAAAUGUUAUUGCUGAUCUUGAAGUCCAGAAGUCUGCUGGUCCGGAAGUCUUGAUCUUGCAUAUCUAGACUAUACAAUACCAUGACUGGGGUGACAAAUAAAAUGGGAAACAGUAUCUUAACCUAACAAGUGAAUAGGGAAAAUUGAGUGUGAUUUUUGCAGGUGCUUUCUUGUUUUUAGUUCUAAUUCAGGUGAUAUUUAAGAAUUCCUAUCAGCUUUUAUGGCCUCUCUCAUUGAUAUCUGACAGAUCAUUCUUUUAAAUGUUGCACUUUAGACUUGAAGCAACUCAACAAGACCAUUGUACGCCAUUACUAAUUAUGGUGGGCACUGUGUGUUUUGGGAUUAUGCAGAGAAUCCCAUUUAUAUAAAUGCUGAAAAUACAGUGUUCUCACGAAUAUACUUUUUUGGGGGGUGGCGGCUUUCUGUUCCCCUUUCUUUGCCAAGGGUCUUCAGUCAUAGAUACACAUUUUUGUAUUAGUUCAGUUAUGUCUUCUAAAUAUUUAUCAUGAGUUCUAGAGUAAAGGAAUCCCAAAAUAUGGUACUAUGCUAAUCUUACUCAGGCCCCAUCUGUACUAUACAUUUAAAGCAGUAUCGUGCUACUUUAAACAGUCAUGGCUUCCCCCAAAGUAGUUUCUUAAGGGUGCUGAAAACCAUUAGGAGACCCCUGUGCCCCUCUCAGGGCCUCUAACAGCUGGUAAUGAAUGGGAGGAUAAUGGAUCCUUACCCAACGGCUUCUCACCUCCUUCCUCAGAAAAACAAAGCUUUAGCCAGUGUUGAAGGGACCAAAAAACCCCCAACAACUCUGCCCUCCUUAGAUGAGUAGACUAACUUGUGAAUUUCAAGGCCCACUGGCCAACUUGGGAGGUCACAAGCAAUGCGUUUGUCAAAAUUUGCAGUAAGGAAUUUUGCUCUUUCUUUAGACACUUAACAGCUAUGCUUCAGCAGUUCUAAGGUUAAUAGGCCAAAUCCAAGUUAUUAUAGGAUGACAUUUCAAAGCAGAGGUGGGAACUUUGACCGGGUCUAAAUGGACUUGGGAGGAUAUUUGUUAUUCUGGAAUCUGCCUCUCUACUGGUGUUUCUGAUUCAGUAGAUCAGUGGUUCCCAGUUAGCCAAGUACUGCUGACUGCCUGUUUUCGAAAAGCCAAGCUGUGUGCCAGUAUGAAAGGUACCUUCUAGGAGCGACCCACCUGCUCACUUUUCCCACGUGGCCCCAAGGCCACUGCAGGAGGGGCUGCAGCCAUGGCAGGAGAGAUAGCAGCCCCCAUCUACCAAAGGUGACUGAGCUGAGCAGCCCUUCCCCCAGAUCCAGGGGCCACAAUCCCGACACCAGGCUCCUGCCCUUCCCUGCCAUGGGAUGCUUAAGACACUUUACAGGGGGGCCGCCAACCCCCUGGGUGGGUUAUGCAGACCCACCGGGGUCCACGGACCAUCAGUUGUGAACCACUGCGGUAGAUCAUAACUUUCUUCCAUUACCAUUCUGAUUUUUGUGUGUGACAUGUUUCUUUGCCUUGUCUUGCUGCAGACUUCCAGACAAUGUGACCUAUGAGGAAGGUGCCCUCAUCGAACCUCUUUCUGUGGGAAUCCACGCCUGCCGAAGAGCCGGAGUGACUCUGGGAAGCAAGGUCUUAAUUUGUGGUGCUGGUAUGGAAUACCCUGUUUUGCUGUUUUUCCAAGCUAAGUAGCCAUCUCCGAGUCCAGUGGGCAGUGCAUAAUGUUCACAUGGGGAUAUGUAGGACUUGCCGAUCAGAAGGUUGGCGGUUCGAAUCCCUGCGACAGGGUGAGCUCCCGUUGCUCGGUCCCUGCUCCUGCCAGCCUAGCAGUUUGAAAGCAUGUCAAAGUGCAAGUAGAUAAAUAGGUACUGCUCUGGCGGGAAGGUAAACGGUGUUUCCGUGCGCUGCUCUGGUUUGCCAGAAGCGGCUUAGUCAUGCUGGCCACAUGACCCGGAAGCUGUACGCAGGCUCCCUCAGCCAAUAAAGCGAGAUGAGCGCCGCAACCCCAGAGUCAGUCAUGACUGGACCUAAUGGACAGGGGUCCCUUUACCUUUACCUUUACCUUUACCCUUGGGCUGGUACAGAGAAUCCCGCUGGUGAUUAUUUUAAAGGUAAAGGGACCCCUGACAGUUAAGUCCAGUCGCAAACAACUCUGAGGUUGCAGCGCUCAUCUCACUUUACUGGCCAAGGGAGCCGGCGUUUGUCCGCAGACAGUUUUUCCGGGGCUCACUGGGUACCUAACACUACUGUAUAUUUGUCCCUAGACAAAGAACUUUUUAUUCUCCCAGGCCUUUUAAACUAUUUCAGCUGCUGUAUUAUUGCUGCUUUAUGCACUUAUUCUUAACAUAAAGGUAAAGGGACCCCUGACCAUUAGGUCCAGUCAUGGCCGACUCUGGGGUUGCGGCGCUCAUCUCGCUUUAUUGGUCGAGGGAGCCGGCAUACAACUUCCAGGUCAUGUGGCCAGCAUGACUAAGCCGCUUCUGGUGAACCAGAGCAGCGCACGGAAACGCCGUUUACCUUCCUGCCAGAGCGGUACCUAUUUAUCUACUUGCACUUUGACGUGCUUUCGAACUGUUAGGUUGGCAGGAGCAGGGACUGAGCAACGGGAGCUCACCCUGUCGUGGGGAUUCGAACUGCUGACCUUCUGAUCGGCAUGUCCUAGGCUCUGUGGUUUAACCCACAGCACCACCCAUUCUUAACAUGUUAGAAUUAAAAGCAGUAAAACCAAAUACCAUCCUCAAAUAUCCCUUCCUACAAUAAAAAAAAUAGCAUAACCGUAUCCAGCAGUUUGAACAAUUCCAGCAGCAUGAGGUAAACAAAGAACUGAACUAGUGACAGCCUUAAGUGAAGGAAUUUUAAAAGAGCCAGGUCUUCACCAACUACCUGAAGCAAUAUAGAGAUGAGGCCUCAUAGAUUCACAUGGCAAGGCAUUCCACAACAGAAAAGGCCCUACCCUUGGAUUGUGCUUUAAAAUUAUAUUCCAUUUUUCUUGUUUUGCUAAUGGCUGCGCCCAUGAUUUCUUUGCUUGCUAACCCCAACUACCGCAACCCCCUUGCCCAAGCCACCCACGUUUGCUCCUCACUAAAGCCACCCCUCCCCAUACUCCACACCAAAAUCACCCCAUAGACCUCGACAAACCUCUGCUUGCUGGCCUGGGUUGCCCGCCCACCUGAGUCCCUCCUCUUCAUCCCCCAGUGCUGUUGCAAUGGCCCAGUUUGUUGUCAGGGUGCAGUUUGCAGCGCCUCCUGUUGGCAGUCUCACAAACUGCAGCGUGACAACAUCCUUAGGAAAAUAUGUAUUAGGAAAGCUCUUCAUCUUGUAAACCAACCUGGAAACAAAUGUCAAAGGGUAGUAGAACACUUCCUGAUUUUUUCUUUUGCUCAUCUUCCAGGACCUAUUGGACUUGUGUCUUUGCUUAUUGCUAAGGCAAUGGGGGCUGCACAAGUGGUGAUAACAGGUAAGUUAGAUUUUCCAACUCUUUGACACCUUGUGCCGUAAUGACACUCACUUUGAUCCCCUGGGUUUACAUGGCGUUAAGUACUAGGGUUGUCAUGGCAAGUGCCAGGAAAAAAUGAAGUGUAAUGUGCUUAACUGCCCCUUGACAGUUAGGCCCAGUUCUCAGAGACUGUGGAAAAAGCAAAAGUGUUUGAUUAAAACUUUGGUGUUAUCUCAAUAUUUUCUACUCGUGCAUAUCACCAGAAUCAGGCAAGCCAGUGGCCAGUCUCAUCUACACAUGAAGAGUCAAACUCCCAGAAUAAUAAUUUACAAACUAGGACCAGUUAGCAGCAAUUAGCAUUUUUCAGGAUUCCUGCAGAUUAUUCUUGCAGAAUUCCUUGGUGUUCUUGGUUUCAUGAGGAGAGAGCAGGAAGCUCAGAAAUACGAUAUGAUAUCUUUAUUGUCAUUGUCCCAUGCAGAACAAUGAAAUUGAAGUUCACUGAUUUGAAGUCUUGGUUGAAGCCUCAACUACAAGAAGUCUUGUGGUUCUUUAAAAAAGGUCGACCAUUGGUGGGAAAAGGGUUCUGGAUUAGGUGGGCCUAUUCCCUGACUGAGGAAGGUUGUUCUUAUCAUCUUUGUCAGAUGCAUUGAAUAUUAUCCAAAGCUGGCAAAUAUAUUAACCCAUGUGGGGUGGGGGUGAAAAUGCAGCUAGGGUCAAAAUACCUUGUAAAGCAAAAGGUGAGAUGAUGUUUCAGUACAAAGCUCAAAUAUGCACAAGAUAAGAACAAUUUAUCAGCAGAUUUGAUUCUGUACUCUGUGUUUUGUUAAUAAUUGCUCAACCCAAAGGAUAAGGAACAGGGGGAAUAAGAAGCCGCAGCCACAUUUCACAUUGCAUACGUCCAAGUUACAUAUGCAGUCCUCUCUCUCGCUUCACCCACUUCCAAGAUUCGCCCAGCUUCAAAAACCAAAGGCUUAUUUCAGAAACCCAGAAUACAGACCUACAACUCUCAGCACCCUUAACAAAUUAUAGUUCCCAGUUCCUUUGGGGGAAGGCAUGUGCUUUAAAGGGACAUGGGUGGCGCUGUGGGUUAAACUACUGUGCCGCUUGGGCUUGCCGAUCAAAAGGUCGGUGGUUCAAAUCCCCGCAACGGGGUGAGCUCCCGUUGUUCGGUCCCAGCUCCUGCCAACCUAGCAGUUCAAAAGCAUGUCAAAGUGCAAGUAGAUAAAUAGGUACCCAUCCAGCGGGAAGGUAAACGGCGUUUCCAUGCGCUGCUCUGGUUUUGCCAGAAGCAGCUUAGUCAUGCUGGCUACAUGACCCGGAAAAACUGUCUGCGGAAGCGGACAAAUGCCAGUUCCCUUGGCCUGUAAAGCAAGAUGAGUUCUGCAUCCCCACAGUCAGCCAUGACUGGACUUAAUGGUCAGGGGUCCCUUUACCUUUACCUAUGUGCUUUAAAUGUAUGGGGUGUGCACAUCCACAGUUACCUGCAUGCUGCUCUGAUGCUAUCCUUGCCAUUGUUUUUGUUAUUUGUCUUUCCAACCCCCCUAAAGAUUUAUCAGCUCCCCGCCUUGAAAAGGCUAAGGAAAUUGGGGCUGAUUUUGCAGUCCAGAUAAAGAGUGAGAGCCCAGAGGAGGUGGCCCACCUGGUGGAACAAGCACUUGGUUGCAUGCCUGACAUCACGGUGGAAUGCACCGGAGCCCAGGCCGCUAUCCAGACGGGAAUAUAUGUGAGUCUCUCUUAGCUCACCCGCAUUAAUUUUUCCUUGCAAUGUAGAGAUUAUUGCUUUUGGAGGAAAUAAGAGAAAACACACAUGGAAAUUAUCCUUUUUAUGCUGAGAGAUCUUUAUAACAGCAUCUGACAAAUGUAUUGUCUGUGAUGAAGCUGCCUGUUGUGAUAGGAAUUUCGAGGUCUUAGAUAUAUGGUAAUGUACAUAACCGCACAUACAUAGAUCAGCACAGGAAGACCGACCUGAAGCCAUUUUGACUCCUAAACUGAGCAAAUGUUUUCUCUGCGAGGUCAAAGUUGGAAAGCCUCCCCAUUGUCUUUUCCUUCACAAAUCCUGUCUUAAGGGUAUGUCUGUGUUUGAAUAGGGUGUAAGCCUGUGACCUGGCCCAGGAACUAAGUAUUUAUCAUUACAAAAGACUGGCCGGGCUCCCCAGGCAAUCCAAUCAAGUAACCUGCCAGACAGGAGAUAAACAAGGACAGGAGAAAAACAACAUUCAAAUUUCUGUUUAGACUGCCUUUUCUGUGAUGUAGGUAUGAUGUAUCUGAGGGGUGGUCUUAGGUUACACCCCUUCUGUGAUGUAUGUAUGAUGUUUCUCGGGGUGGUCUUGAUCUACAGGGUGGCAAUUUCAAAAGUCUUUAUAAGGCCUCGCGGGCCAUUUUUCUGGGUUCCUCCUCCUCUCCUGCGGGUGAGGGGAGCACCCUGUUGCAACAGAUCAAUAAACAUCAAGCUUACUAGCUGCUUUGCUUCUCAAUAUUCUCUGGUUGGCCUCUGUUAUUCUCUUCUACUAAUAGGGAACCUAUGUAAGGACUCUAUAUGGGCUCUUGGAUACCCCAUAAGGGAAAAGGGCAAUUUUUUGUUUACAGCACUGUCAUUUAAGAACUUCAAAAAGUUAUCCAGGGGACCCCAACCUCCUGAGGUUAGGUGAGAUUUUUGCAUGCAUCGUCUGCUGCUGUUUCUCUUACAAGCUAGUUUGCACCGACGAAGCUGCCCUAAGAUCCUCACCUCGGACUUUGUCCCAGUUUGCAAGGCUAGAAAGAGUUCUCCCCAAGUAGACGGAAAGAGUCCUCUCAUGUCAUCCUUGAUUGGAGAUGCGCAUUUAUUUUGGGUCUCUCCUUUUGUCUUCAGGCAACACGUUCUGGAGGGACUCUGGUUCUGGUGGGGCUAGGACCUGAGAUGGUCACGUUGCCCAUUGUGAAUGCUGCUGUGCGGGAAGUGGACAUCCGAGGGGUAUUUCGAUACUGCAAUACGUGAGUAUUUUCUAGAGAUACAGAUGGUGGUUUUUUUAACUGAUGCAAGGAGGGAAAAGGGAAUGCCUCAAUUUUUCCCCUCCCCCCAAUUUUAUUUAUUUAUUUUGGUUAAGUAAGUGGUACAGCAAAACAACAACAACAACAACACAGAAAGAAAAAAAGAUUGAAAACAAUCCAAAAACACUGAAAGCAAAUAUUACAUACUUAUUAUAUAAUACUCCACCCAUCCACCCACAGCUUCCCUCCGCCACAAUUCAACUUCUUUGAAUCUCUAUUUCCACCUUUAUCUUUGCAUUCUCCAAAUGUAUCAUUCUUUGUAUUUCUUUUAUCUCUUCUCUUUUCCAAAUCAUAGAUAUACUUUACAUUUUUAUUCUAGGCAUAUUAGCAUAUCUUUCUUAGAACAAUAUUUUAACAUAUAAUCUUCAAAACAUUUCCAUUCCUUUUUUUAACUUGCCUCGUUUGUGAAAGAUAGAUUUUGACACAGAGCCUCACAUAAGGAUGAAUAUGUAGCACAUAAACUGCUUUGCAGAAUAUUUAAGCAGUGUCAGUGCGAGUUCAGAUAGGGCUAGCCAGUGAAAUCUGUAUAAGAGAUUUAGAGCCACCCUUAUCCCUCCAGUGAGCAACAGAGGGCCAAGGCGUUGGACAUUUGUAAAAGAGUCUUCUGGUGGUUGUUGUUGUUAUUUAAACAGCCACUGGGGAAAGUGCUUGAAUUUGGAUCAGGAGCGCAUUCAAGGGAAGGAGAGUUUUAACCAUUUCCCUCUGUGCUCUUUCCCCAUUUGUAAGUUGUUCCCCUCACUAUCAGCUGUUCUUUAACAGCUACACAUGAGAUAGGCUUGCAUAUCUCCAGUGUCUCCCUAAGCAUUUGGCCCAGAGUGCUGGGAGAGAAGAAAAUGAGGAUCUUAUCCACAGCACAGAGUUAAAACUGGGUGCAACUUUAUAGUUUGCAGAUGGGCUUGGAGUCUGGGGCCUCCCAGAACUUGUUCAACUGCAGCUUCCAUCAUCCCUCCCCAUUGGCCCUGCUGGCUGGGAAUGACAGAGUCCCAACAGGAUCUAGGGGGUCAUGGCUUCCCCACCCCUGGUUUAUAGCUGUCACAAAUCUGUGAUGAGGAGCGUGCAUUCUAUUGGAAUGUAUUUAUAUUUGGAAAACUGUAAUUUAAAAAAAUGAUCUAGAGGAGCUUAGAGAAGAAGAAAUUGCUACGUGUUUUAUUUUCAUUAUUUGAAACUAUUUCUUUAAGGGCAUUUCUACACAUUAGGUUUUUGUUGGGGGGGGGUUAGUCAUGGAAGCAGUUAGGGUACAAUCUGUAAGUGUGGUUUUCCCGUUCCUUUUGUGGUGGGUCCUCAUAGUGAUAAAAUAUGCACUUUUGAAGAGCAGGAAAGGCUGAUGAAAGUUUUUUUCCAUAGCGCUCAGAACUGUGGUGCAAAGUUUGUUUGUGUCAAUAGCUAGCUCACCAUGUUUUCAUUGUCAUUUCCUCCUAAUUUAUAGUUCAUUCUUCUAUCUAUUCUUACAUGCAACAUUGCUUGCUUCCAUACAUAUAUAAAACAUUUUGUGGUUGGGGGUUUGCAGACAAAUAAUGGAUGGGCCAACGCAGCGUUUGUAAUUAAUGCUGUAUUGGGGAACCAGAGUCACACUAGAGCAUAACCUUAAAAAAAUAUGAAUGAAAACUCAGGAGACAAGUACAGUGGUACCUCGGGUUACAUACGCUUCAGGUUACAAACUCCGCUAACCCAGAAAUAGUACCUCGGGUUAAGAACUUUGCUUCAGGAUGAGAACAGAAAUCGUGCUCCGGUGGCAGCAGGAGGCCCCAUUAGCUAAAGUGGUGCUUCAGGAUAAGAACAGUUUCAGGUUAAGAACAGACCUCCAGAACGAAUUAAGUACUUAACCCGAGGUACCACUGCAGUGAAAGUAAUGGAUGCAGUUUUAUAAAAGUUGGCAUUCCAGAGCCACAGGAGUCUGCUCAGUUUAUAACUGCGAACAACAGAGAGGAGUUAGUUCAUCAAACAAAUCUCAUAACUAAAGAAACAUGCCUCCUGUAGCUCUUUUAUCAUGGUGGUGUGAGCAGGAAGCAAAUGAGAAGAUAAGUUUGAAUAGGAACCAAACAUAAUUCAUUGUACAAUGCUAAUACAAAUGUGGCAUGCAGCUCAAUGUGAAAAAAAUAUGGUAACACCUAUAAAGGCAUUCAAUCUAGUGCCUGAGCUUACAAAGUUAAAAAGGAGGAGGAGAAAAUAGUGAACCAGCUAGUGACUUUAAAAAUGAUGUGAACUGUUGUUAGAGAAUGCCUUUGCUUCUUACAAUUAAUCACUUGACCCUCUGACAUUAAGAUGUCUCCAUAGAAACCAAACUAUGUUCCUACUUUCCAUUUUGGAAAGUUGUCCGUUGGCUGUGCAUUUCAACACCUCUUUAGAUGUAGUCACCAAAUUCUGCAUGAUGGUUCCUGAGAUCAAGGAGGAGGUUUUCAUCUCUGAUUGGAUACAACUGAACACCAUUCUGAAUCAAGAUGGCUGGCUCAGCCUUUGAAUACUGCAUUGUCUUUUUGGUCUCUUAGAAUUCCUGAGCAGAACAUUCUUAUAGAAGUUUUCGUAGAAUGAAUAAAAUUAAAACAAGUAAACCAUCGAGGCAACAGGGAAUUCAAUGGCAUGGCAUGUUUAGCUGGUCCUGGUGCUUGACACUACCAGCUGCUGCUGUCCUUCUGUCUCUCCAUUUGUUUCGCAAGAGGCUACUUGAAACUUGGUGCUUUUGCAAAUACCUUCCUUCUCUUUUCUUGCAGGUGGCCUAUGGCAAUUGCUAUGCUUGCAUCAAAAAAAGUGAACGUCCAACCACUGGUGACACAUCGCUUUCCUUUGGAAAAAGCUAUGGAGGCUUUUGAGGCCACCAAGAAGGGGCUUGGGAUAAAAAUUAUGCUGAAGUGCGAUCCUAGCGACCAGAAUCCUUGAAAAAAAACCAGAAUGCAACACUCUGCUGCCCUGCCAAUGAGGGUAGUUUGCUUCUAAAGGACACUCAGAGCCUUGAAACUGCAUCACCUAGGAAACAAAUUUCAGUGAAAUUAUAAACCUUAUGCUCUCUUACCUAGAAAAGUUAGCGCAAUUUGAUGAAAUGCUGAAAUCAGUAGGAGGAAUUUGAUUAUAGGUGUUAGAGCUGAAACACACAGAGCAGGCAUGGAGUGCCGCUUUUGCUGGGCAGUUCUGUUUUGCCCUGCCUGUGUGAGUUCCCCAGAUAACAAACUCUCUGGAUAAACAAAACUGUUAUAUCAAGGAGGAAGGCUCUAGCCUAACCACCUAGCUUUGUAUGUCUGGGGAGCUGUUUCAUAUGGCAGAACACUCAACUAUGCAGUACCCACCUGUCAUCUGAAGUAGCUCAGCCCAGAAAGAGCUGUACCACAUCACUGCUCUGAUUAUAUGUUUCUGCUAUCGGAUAACACUAUGGACUUGUUCCUCUCCUAAUCUCCCCCCUCUCACCCACAACUAAUGCAGAUUUCACACCCACUUAUAUUCAUUUCCUAAGCAGUCAGAACUUCUUUUUGAUAAACAUAUGUAGAUCCUAAGAACCUAAGAAGAGCCCUAGUCCAGAAUCUUAUUUUCCACAAUGACCAGUCGGAUGCCUAUAGGAAGCCCAGUAGGAAGUUGGUCACUGAGGACAGUAGACAGGGAACUCCUGCUAUUGUAGCCCAGAGACUGAAAUUUGGAGCCAUCCUGCCUCAGACCCUAUGGCCCAUUCAUCAACACACACACACACCAGUUACUUCUUUGCAUAUUUCUUUUACUACAGAACUUAGAUGUGAGCUUUUGAGCUGCUUUCUCUGUAAGAAAUGCCUGUGAUGAGUGAAGGAGAUAGAGUUGGGGGCAUUUGGAAGUUUGACUAGCAAAGUUACAUUCCAUUCCACAGAUAUUUCAUUUCUGGAUGAAGGCUACCCCCGAAUGUGACUAUUUCAGUAACAGAGGAAGUACUUCUCCAUUAUGCAAUUGUAUGUGCCCUAUGCUUGAAAACUUCUGCAAUUCCAACCUAGAUGGCUAUCUCUUGGAGUAUCUAGGCAUGGAUAAAUCUAUUGGUUUCAGUUUCUAGUUUUUCCAGUCCUUAAGUUCAUAUCUGCAUCACUUAGUGAUAUAUUUGGAAGUCCUUGUGGACAUUGGUCAGCACUUAAGUGCACAUUUCUCUUAAUAUACACAUUUUUGCAAGCAAUUUACCCUAAUAUUAUUUUCACCUGUUGUUUUCACUGAUAUAUGCAUUCUGUGCACAUUUUUUUGAUGGGAAAACUGCAUUGCAAAAUUCAGAUAUCAGAAAUUUGAAGGAUAGAUGCACCAUUUUGGGAAGUGUGAAUUGGAUAGAUAACCAAAUUUCUAGGAGCAUCUCAGGGACUUCAACCAUUUAUUGCCACUAGGAAACAAAAGCAGGGGAUGUUUGGUGCUUUGCCUGUGCACAGAUUCCCUGUGCAAACAUAUCUCUCGUGUUCAAAUAUUCUGCAUUGGAAACCUGCAGGGAUUACCUAAGCCCUUGCUUUUCCACAAGUGCUGUAAUGAGAGCCACUUCCUCAUUGUAUCAAAGGCUUGAAAGGCAUGUUGACAUGCUUCAGCAAGCAGCCAGAUUAAAGGCUGGACUGUAAUUCUGAAGUGUGAAGUGGCCACAUACUUAACUGACAACCCAAGAUCCUGUGCCUUCAGCAAGGGCCUAGGGCAGAAACCACUAAUUAUAUAUUUCAUUCGCUGGGGUCGUGUUAUACUGAGUCUGUCUUCCACUGGGCUGCCUCUGUUCACUGACGUACCUUGAAAAGGAAAUGCAAAUAGGCAGAGUCUGUUGGAAGGGACUGGAGAAACCACUCUGACUGCUUUGAAUUUUUAGGAAAUGUUAUUUUGUUUUGAAACUCGAGAGUAACUUGGAAAUAAAGUAGCUGUAUUGAGCAGA